This is a messenger RNA of Cucumis melo (muskmelon), 1272 nucleotides long. RefSeq names its product pantoate--beta-alanine ligase. Lineage: Eukaryota; Viridiplantae; Streptophyta; Magnoliopsida; Cucurbitales; Cucurbitaceae. The transcript is spliced from 4 exons. Gene Ontology annotation, biological process: pantothenate biosynthetic process. Bases 67 to 996 code for a protein of 309 amino acids. The record is from RefSeq and is a predicted model, not a curated record. Gene Ontology annotation, molecular function: pantoate-beta-alanine ligase activity.
UUUUAUUUUAUCAAAUUUUCCCAUUUUGAUCCACCGUUUCCUUUCAACCUUCACUUUCGUUCUCCAAUGGCGAGGAAGGAGAAUCAGACUCUCAUAAUUACAGACAAAAACCAGAUGAGGACAUGGGCGAAAUCGAUGAGAUCUUUACUCAAUACCAUCGCCCUCGUUCCCACCAUGGGUUCCCUUCACGACGGCCAUCUUUCUCUAAUCCAAGAAGCUCGCAACCAUUCACAUCUCGUCGUCGUCUCUAUCUACGUUAACCCUAGCCAAUUUGCCCCUUCCGAGGAUCUCUCAACCUAUCCUUCAGAUUUCGACGGCGACAUUCGGAAGCUCAAUGCUGUUCCUGGAGGAGUUGAUGUCGUUUUCCAUCCUCACAAUCUCUACGACUAUGGAGUUGAAUCAGCUACGGAUUGUGCUGGAAUGGCCGACGUUUCUUGCUUGGAGGAAUCCGGUUCAAGCCAUGAGACAUGGGUGAGGGUUGAGCGUUUGGAGAAGGGCAUGUGCGGGAGAAGUAGGCCUGUUUUCUUUAGAGGGGUUGCUACCGUUGUUGCUAAGUUAUUCAAUAUUGUGGACCCUGAUGUUGCCUUGUUUGGGAAGAAGGAUUAUCAGCAAUGGCGAAUUAUCAGGCGGAUGGUUCGAGAUCUUGAUUUUUCUAUAAACAUUUUGGGGUUUGAAACCGUGCGUGAUGCUGAUGGUCUUGCAAUGAGUUCUCGCAAUGUGCGGCUCUCACCUGAAGAAAGACAAAAGGCAUUGUCUAUAAACAGAUCAUUGUCAAAAGCAAAAUCUGCAGCAGAACGAGGUGAACUCAAUUGCAAAAGAUUAAAAAACUUGGUUGUCGAUGAAAUACAAGAAGCUGGCGGAGAACUUGAUUAUGCUGAGAUUGUGGAACAAGAGAGUUUAGAGGUGGUGGAGGAGAUCAAGAGCCCAGUUGUGAUCUUGAUUGCAGCUUGGUUUGGCAAAGUCAGGCUCAUAGACAACAUUGAAAUAAACAUUUGAGUAUUUACCCUUUUCUUUCCAUUUUCUUUAAGCCUUUUGAAAGCAUUGCACAUCUAGGGCUGGAGUUAAAACCAUUUUUGUCUAUGAGGAUUUUGAAAAUUGACAAAAGUGAUUUUAACCCUUUAGAAUUAUAUUCGAAAUGUCUUUUUACUUGUUUGUCUUACGUAGGAUUGAUAACGGAGAGGGGUAAACUCCUUUUUAUUUGUACUAGAAUAACUUAAAUUAAAGAUUCCAAUGGAGAUGAAAAAAAUAAAGAGAAGUCUUGUUGCUCGUUCA